UUUACUGCAUUGUGCAUGUAAAGGAUGCAACCAAAUAUGUUCAGCAUACAGUAUAUCACCUGCGCAAAGCAUGGACUUUAGACAUCAUGAACUAGCAUCAUAAAUUAGUCAUGGACACUGUAAUCUAGACAGCACAAGCAGGUUCAGCUACAGCUGGGAACAUGCAUCCUGCACCUAGUCCAGACAUCCUUCUUCAGUCACCACCAACCUGUGUUUAACCCACCCGCGCCUUCAAAUAAUUCACUUUUCUGCUGUUUUACUUAACCCAGCCAUGCUUGGGAAGCGCUGAGGCACCUCAGCACACUGCCCUCGGUCGGUUAGAGAUCUCACUGCACGCGGGGACAGCAGUAUAGCAGCGCUCUCUGGCUCCUCUCAUCUCAUUCUCGUCUAGAAGAUGGCGGACUGCGCUUCACUGUUAGACGACGAGCUCUCUUCAUUUGUCUUCAAUUACUUGACUGAAAACUCCGGCAGCCCGUAUGGGGAAGAGGAGGUCUGCUCAGACCGCCUGGAUGCUGACUUCCCUGACUUUGACCUCUCACAGCUGGACGCCAGUGAUUUUGACUCGGUGAACUGCCUCAGUGAGCUGCAUUGGUGCAACGAGCACUCAGAUCACUCCCCUGCCUCCAUACAGUACAGCGGCGGAGACCCAGAGCUAUUCGAGGAAGAAAAUGCGGCACUGCUCGCUGCCCUCACAGACAGCCUGGACGGCAUUGUUGAGGACGGAGUCGGGGGUCUGUCUGUGUUCCCUUCACUGGGGGACGACCCUGAGGAGGGCGAGGAGGAGGAAGAUGACCUCCCUUUGGACAGUGAGCCCCUCCUUGGCUCAUUGAGCCCAGAGACAGAAGACCCAUCUCUACUUAAAAAGCUCCUGUUGUCGCCCCCUAAUGUGCCUGCGGGCCUCGAAUUGCACAAAGACGUGCAUCGCCAUAGCAGCAGGAGCCAACACGUCAAACCCGUGAGACCCGUGUUAAAGAAGGACAGAUCAAGCACACAGGAGCGCAAGCCACGGCCGGCGAGGCCCUCCGGUCGUCUUUAUACUGAACUCCACCGCCACCUCACCUCCGUGCAGGAGACAGAGGAAGAGGAGGAAGAUGAAGAGGACAGUGACUCGGAGGAAGAAGAGGAGGAGUCGUCCAGCAGCGAAGGCGAGAGCAUGAUGUGCGUCGAGCCACCGAAGCCCCAGUUCUCCUCAGAGAAAGAACUGCACUCUGUGGUGGAGCUCAUCAAAUACAUGCACACGUACUGCCUGCCCAUACGCAAACAGGCCAUCUGGGAUCGCAGAGAGCGUAAGGCCAAGCCCGAGAGCCCGCAGGUCCCCCGCAGCCUCCCCGUGAUCCCUCAGAAACCGGCUCCUCAGACCAGGCCGAGGGCUCCCUUCACUCGCCGCAGGGAAAUUAAAGCCCACUCCCUGCUGAAGGAUCUGCUGGAGGACGUCAGCUCCUUUGACGUGAGCAAGCCUUACAGAAUGCACAGCCCUCCUUAUAUCCACUGCAGAGGGGCUGCGACUCGGCUCGGCGCUGACCUUUCUUCCUCCCCCAAAGCUGAACUGAAAGAUUUGGAGAAGGCCGCAAAGCGCCCCAAGAGCCCUGAGCCAGAAGAAGGCUCCCUCUCGGUCAGGCGUUCUCGACGGCUGGCCUCCUUCCCCAGCCGAUUCGCUAAGAGAGUGCGUGUGAACUGCAGCCGGUCAGAGCCUAGUCUUGGGCAAUCGAGUGAAGAAGAGACCGCGCUCGAGCAUCCUCCCGCUGAGCCUCCUUCUGAUAGCAGCCAGAGGAGCAGCUCCCACGAGACGUCUGAGGCCUGUAACCCCUGCUGCAGUGACGAAGAACGCUCCUGCCUCUGUCUGCCGCUGGCGUCCAAAUCCAAUGGAGAUGCGCAGUAUGCCAACAAGCCCUUUGAGCAGACUCUCUCUGUGGAACUGUGUGGCACAGCAGGGCUGACUCCCCCCACCACACCGCCCCAUAAACCAGUGGAGGACGAGCUCUUCAAACCCGAUGGAAAAGCUGAGCUCACCACCAAGAGCUCAUGCCUGGCGCGGGCGCACAUACGCAAGCUCCCAGAGCAGACGGAGCUGUAUGCCCAGCUGCGCCGGAUGGGCCAAACGGGCGACACAGACUCUAAGGGUGGGAUGCAACGGGCGUACGGGGACCAUGAUUACUGCCUGUUGGGUCAGGGAGAGAAUUGCAAGACAACAAGGAUGAUGUGCCGUGUGGAGGUGCAUGAGGAGGAGGAGAUGGCUGUGAAGGACGAGGAGAUGGAGGGACAGGAGGAGAGGCUCCUAACCAAUUGCCAGCAAAGGACUGAGGCUGAUUCCCCCGUGGCUUUGUCCUCGCCCGGUCCAGAGCAGACCAGUCAACCCUCACCUGUCCGAUCUCCCACCCCAGAGCUGGACGCCCAGUCCCAGAUUUCCUGUUCGCCCCCCUCCCCUGGCUGCGAACUCCCCUUCAGCGAUGAGAGCUCAGAGACGUGCCAUGAAGCAGCUGAAAAAAGAAGCAAGACGAAGUGUGGACAAGAGAAUGAUGUGAACAAGUGCCAAGUGAUCUACAUUCACAACCUUCCGACCAGCGUCACUCAGUCCAUGCUGCGUAAGCGCUUCGAGGCCUUCGGCCGUCCGGAGGACUGUAAAGUGGUCAUCAAAAACGAGGAGCGUUGUGGGGUGAUCACACUGAGACCGUCUCAGGACGGCCAGACCUCACGGCACAGGUGGGACUCGCUCGGUCCGAGCGGGGGGAGCGUUGGCCGGCGGUUCGGCAAGAAGCGUUACAUAGAUCUGGAUGAGGCGGGUCCCGGUCCGGUGAAGAGCAAGUAUGAUGCACUGGACUUUGACGCUCUGCUGAAAGAGGCCCAGAGGAGCCUUCAUCGCUGACACGCGCCUUACCACACCUCCAGAGUCACGCCCCGCCCGAGACUCGCCUCAGCACCUCAACCAAGGCACUUCUUCAUGUUUACAUUUUGAACAUUGGAAUAAAAAAAUAGACCUUGUUGCUUCUAACUGAGGAUCGGAGGACAAUGGGGCGGGAGGAUUACAAAGGAACAGAAUCAGCUCUGAGACACCGGACACAAGUGCUGCUACUCGUGUGUUUGAUGCCAUUCAUGACGUUGCGAGCAGCUCAGGCUUCGUAGCAAACAGCACUCUUCUCCAUCGGUUGUUGUGACGUGCGUGUGCUUUUUUUUUUUUUUUUUACCCCUUUGUCACUCUUCAUAGACCUGCAAGGUGCUUUCACCAUUUUGUCGUACAAAUAUAUAAACAAGCUUUGUAUUAGCGAAAUUUCGUGGAUGUUCAACUUUCUCUCUCUCUGUGUGUGUGUGUGUGUGUGUAAGUUACAAUGGAUUAAAAGUGGAUUUAAAAAAACGACAAACAAAAAAAUCCUACAAGGUAGAGUUUACAGAUCAAUAAGUCAAAAAAAAGUAGUCUUUUUGUAAUUUUAGUGCUUCCUUGAUUUCAUCUAUGCACUCAAACGAGGUAGUGCUUCUUUGGUCUGACCUUUGCCCUCCUCUGGUGUGGAAGGGGCUUUUGCUGCUGGCUUUCAGACACAACUGAGUCCAAACCCAACUGUACUUCCUUAUAGUGUCUAAUUUUUGAUGUUAAAAUACUCCUAUCCAAGCUAAAAACUGUUCAAGUAAACUCAUAUGUAUAAAAAAUUUGAUUUGUUUGUUUAAGCAGCCAGACAGAGCCAACAGUUUAAGUUUAGGGGCGGGGCUUUGUCUUUGGAUGACUAAUUGACCCUUUGCUGGCAGUUUGAUUGACAGCUGAUCUGACCAAUCAUAAUGUAAUUUUUUGUCCGAAACAAACUUUAUCGUUUAUCGUUGGUGGAUUUGAUCUUGAACAAUGGUGUGUAUUUACAGCUUUCUGCGGUUAAAGCAAGAUACCUUCCAAUGUUCAUUCAUGUUUAUUUAAUGCUAUAACUAGUAAAGAGGAAGAGAUGAUCGCCUCACGUGCCGCUUUAACUGAGGCACUACAGAGAUCUGUCACGUCACACUAAAGCGCAACAAAAUUUUAUAUAUUGUUUGAAUAUCUUAA
This is a messenger RNA of Carassius carassius (crucian carp), 4018 nucleotides long. Its product is annotated as peroxisome proliferator-activated receptor gamma coactivator 1-beta-like. Gene Ontology annotation, molecular function: transcription factor binding; RNA binding. NCBI's taxonomy places the organism in Eukaryota, Metazoa, Chordata, Actinopteri, Cypriniformes, Cyprinidae. Gene Ontology annotation, biological process: positive regulation of transcription by RNA polymerase II. The record is from RefSeq and is a predicted model, not a curated record. The transcript is spliced from 12 exons. The coding region runs from base 395 to 2863 and encodes 822 amino acids. Gene Ontology annotation, cellular component: nucleus.